Plasmopara halstedii is the source of this 843-nucleotide messenger RNA. RefSeq names its product transmembrane protein 19. Lineage: Eukaryota; Oomycota; Peronosporomycetes; Peronosporales; Peronosporaceae. The record is from RefSeq and is a predicted model, not a curated record. Gene Ontology annotation, cellular component: membrane. The coding region runs from base 1 to 843 and encodes 280 amino acids. The transcript has 3 exons.
AUGUUUCUCCCAGCGUCUCGUGUGCUGAUUGCGGCAUUUCUUGCGGGGAGUUUAGGCCACCGCGGACUAAAAAAACAAUCGCUUGACGUAUCGGGUGCGGUUGCGGCCUGCUUUGUGGGUUUCUUCACGCUCGCAUCAGGCUACAGAUUCGGCCUUCUGCUUCUGGGUUUCUACUUUUCCGGCAGCAAGCUCACAAAGGUGCGUGCCACCGUCAAAAAGCAGCUGGACGCCAACUACAAGACUGGCGGACAGCGAUCCGCCCGUCAGGUGCUAGCGUGCAGCCUCCUGGCUACAUCUAUCUCCGUUUACUCCGUCGCUUGUUACGGGGACGAUGACAAACCCAUCGAUUUUAUGCGUGCUCCAGGGCAUAGCUAUCUACUGGCCAGUUUCAUUGGACAUUAUGCGUGCUGCACGGCCGACACAUGGGCUUCUGAAAUUGGCGUGCUUAGCAAAAGCGAGCCGCGGCUAAUCACAACGUUACGAAGGGUGCCGCCUGGUACGAAUGGCGGCGUGUCUGUGCUAGGUCUGGUCAUGUCGAUGCUAGGUGGAGCAUUUGUUGGCGCUUUGUAUUAUGUGGGUAGUCUUGUCUCCGGGACGGCACAAUUUAAUGUCAUCACGCUGGGUGCUGCAACUGGACUAUUUGGCUCCGUUUUGGACUCGUUUCUAGGCGCCACGCUGCAGGCUACCCGCUACGACCGGUCCUCACGAUAUAUUUGCGAUGAUUCCAAAACGAAGGGCAAUGUAGAGCAUGUAUGUGGCUUCGACCUAAUGAGCAACGAACAGCUCCAGGUUGCGGAUAUGUACUCAGCAUUCAAAAUUAACAGGAUCGGUCUGCAAAUGUAG